AAACUGUUGCUCAACUCCCGUGACGUUGGCGCGGUUAAAACGAUCAAAGCUCCUCUCAGGUGCGUUUCACGGGGCAACUUUUACAAUUUCCACUCCAGGCGACGAACAGGCGUCUGUGGAAUGAUCUACGUGUCUACUCGGAGGACACCCACUCCUCGGGAUGUAGUGUCAACGGCUGAGAGUCAUGUGACUUGACGUGUAACCAGCAUGGCGGCGUGGAGCUGAGGUAGCGACUCGACUGGACUGACACCGAUAGCCAGGCUUUCGUUAGUUUUACCUAGACACCUGCUAGUUCGCGGGGCCCGGGCCGAAGAUGACGGCCUGAGAGGGGAACGGCGACAAGACCGAGAGAUGCAGCAGCAACAACAACAACAGCAACACCGGCCACCGCAGCAGCAGCAGCAGCAGCCGCAGCAGAACCACUACUACUCGCAGUCGAAGGCAGAAAACAGUAAAACCAAGAGUAUGUUUCUGUCCAGGGCUCUGGAGAAAAUCCUCUCGGAUAAGGAGGUGAAGAGGAGCCAGCACGGCCAGCUGCGCAAAGCCUGUCAGGUUGCGCUCGAUGAAAUCAAGGCAGAGCUUGAAAAACAAAAGGAUGGUACAGUGGUCCCACCCAGAGCCAACUACAUCGAGGCUGACAAAUAUGUGCUUCCCUUUGAGUUGGCCUGUCAGUCAAAGUCCCCCCGGAUAGUUAGUACCUCAUUGGACUGUCUGCAGAAACUGAUCGCGUACGGCCACAUCACAGGCAACGCCCCGGACAGCAGGAGCCCCGGCAAAAGGCUGAUCGACCGGCUGGUGGAAACAAUUUGCAACUGCUUCCAGGGCCCACAGACUGAUGAGGGAGUCCAGCUCCAGAUCAUCAAGGCCCUGCUGACUACAGUGACCUCCCCGCACAUAGAGAUCCACGAGGGCACGGUGCUCCUCACCGUCAGGACCUGCUACAACAUAUACCUGGCCAGCCGCAACCUCAUCAACCAGACCACCGCCAAGGCCACACUCACACAGAUGCUCAACGUUAUCUUCACACGCAUGGAGAACCAGGCCGCUCUGGAGGCUCAGGAGCAGGAGAAAGAGCGGCUGCGACCUCCCCAGCAGAACCCGUCUCCAGUCCCAGGUAAUCGGAGGUCGGGCUCCCCGUGGUCUGACCGGACGCCCACCCCAGAGCCCCAGAGCUACCUAUCUCCUGCAGCCAGUACUCCAGACCUCACAACCACCAAUACCAUCAGCUCCACACCACCACAACCAUCAGCCGCUGACCUGGACCUGGACCUGGACCAGGACCAGGACCAGGACCAGGCUCCAGACACACAAUCAAUCAAUGGAGAACCUGAGAGGGGCAAUGAGCGAAUGAAUGGAGGAGAAGAACAGGUCACACCUUCAGAUGUUUUUGAAGACGAAGGUGCAGAGACGCCUCCAGCUGUAGAGGGCGACAAACCAGAGAGCGAUCCAGAUCCAGCAGAGGCGGCGACGACUGAAGGAGAGGAGGAAGAGCCAACAGAGACGCACAGCGGAACAGGAGGUGAGCACCCAGCCCCCCCUGUUCCUGAGCAGACUGAAGUGGCUCCCCCAAGAGUCAGAGCAGAGGGCCAGCAGAUGAACGGCAUCAUUGAGGACCGAUCCUCAGUUUCCUCCACAGAUAUGCUGGAUGCUGAGGGCCUGCAGGGACCCCACAACGCUGCCCGAUUCUCUCACAUCCUGCAGAAAGACGCCUUCCUGGUGUUCCGCUCGCUUUGCAAACUCUCCAUGAAGCCACUCGCUGAUGGACCUCCAGACCCAAAGUCCCAUGAGUUGCGGUCCAAGAUUGUCUCACUGCAGCUGCUACUCUCCGUGCUGCAGGGUGCCGGGCCAGUGUUUCGCACUCACGAGAUGUUUGUCAACGCCAUCAAACAGUAUCUGUGCGUGGCACUUUCCAAAAACGGUGUGUCCUCUGUGCCGGAGGUUUUCGAGCUCUCCCUGGCUAUCUUCCUCACCCUGCUCUCCCACUUCAAGGUCCACCUGAAGAUGCAGAUUGAGGUGUUUUUUCGGGAGAUUUUUCUCACCAUCCUGGAGACUUCUACCAGCUCCUUUGAGCACAAGUGGAUGGUCAUCCAGACGCUAACACGUAUCUGUGCAGAUGCCCAGUGUGUGGUCGACAUCUAUGUGAACUACGACUGUGACUUGAAUGCUGCAAAUAUCUUCGAGCGCCUUGUCAACGACCUGUCAAAGAUCGCUCAGGGCAGGAGCGGUCAGGAGCUCGGGAUGACUCCUCUGCAGGAGCUGAGUCUACGUAAAAAGGGUUUGGAGUGUCUGGUUUCCAUCCUCAAAUGUAUGGUCGAGUGGAGCAAGGACAUGUAUGUCAAUCCAAACCUUCUAGCUAACCUGGGCCAGGAGCAUCCGCCUGACAGUGACGGAGGAGAGAUGAAGCUCUCAGAGCAACUGGUCGGACGCCGCGACAGCAUCAGCUCGCUGGACUCCACCGUCUCCUCAAGUCUCCCAGCGUCCCAGGCGGACCAUCCGGAGCAGUAUGAGGUUAUCAAGCAGCAGAAGGACAUCAUCGAGCACGGCAUCGAACUCUUCAACAAGAAGCCGAAGCGAGGUGUGCAGUACCUGCAGGACCAGGGCAUGCUGGCAUCUGCAGCUGAGGACAUUGCCCAGUUCCUGCACCAGGAGGACAGACUGGACACGACUCAGGUGGGAGAGUACCUGGGUGAGAACAUCAAGUUCAACAUAGAAGUUAUGUACUGCUACGUGGACCAGCUGGACUUCUUAGGGCGGGACUUUGUCUCGGCUCUCCGGGCGUUCCUGGAAGGCUUCAGGCUUCCUGGUGAGGCCCAGAAGAUCGACAGGCUGAUGGAGAAGUUUGCCGCUCGAUACCUGGAGUGCAACCAGGGACAGACUCUGUUUGCCAGUGCAGACACUGCCUACGUGCUGGCGUACUCCAUCAUUAUGCUCACUACAGACCUGCACAGUCCUCAGGUGAAGAACAAGAUGACAAAGGAGCAGUACAUCAAGAUGAACCGCGGUAUUAACGACAGCAAGGACCUGCCAGAAGAGUAUCUAUCCUCCAUAUACGAUGAGAUUGCAGGCAAGAAAAUUGCCAUGAAGGAGAGCAAAGAGUUUUCAAUCACCCCAAAGUCCACCAAGCAGAGUGUGGCCAGCGAGAAGCAGCGUCGUUUGCUGUACAACAUGGAGAUGGAGCAGAUGGCGAAGACCGCUAAGGCGUUAAUGGAGGCGGUUAGCCACGCUCAGGCCCCCUUCUUCAGUGCCACACACCUGGAACACGUCAGACCCAUGUUCAAGUUGGCGUGGACCCCCUUGCUGGCAGCGUUUAGUGUGGGACUGCAGGACUGUGAUGACCCAGAGGUGGCCUCACUGUGUCUGGAGGGCAUUCGAUGUGCCAUCAGGAUUGCCUGCAUCUUCAGCAUGCAGUUGGAGCGAGAUGCCUAUGUCCAGGCUUUAGCCAGAUUCACGCUGCUGACGGCCAGUUCCAGCAUCACAGAGAUGAAGCAGAAGAACAUCGACACCAUCAAGACCCUGAUCACCGUGGCCCACACAGACGGAAACUACCUGGGCAACUCCUGGCAUGAGAUCCUGAGGUGUAUCAGUCAGCUGGAGCUUGCCCAGCUGAUCGGCACUGGGGUAAAGACGCGCUACAUUUCUGGGGUGGUCCGGGACAAGGAGGCUGGCAUUAAGGGUUUACCCUCCGGCACAGAGGAGUUCAUGCCCCUGGGGCUGGGGAACCUGGUGGGGAGUCAGGACAAGAGACAGAUGGCUCAUAUCCAGGAGUCUGUGGGAGAAACCAGCUCUCAGAGUGUGGUGGUGGCUGUGGACAGGAUCUUCACUGGUUCCACUAGGCUAGAUGGAAAUGCAAUUGUGGACUUUGUGCGGUGGUUGUGUGCGGUGUCUAUGGAUGAGCUUGCCUCGGCACACCAGCCCAGAAUGUUCAGCUUGCAAAAGAUCGUGGAGAUUUCCUACUACAACAUGAACCGCAUCCGGCUGCAGUGGUCUCGAAUUUGGCAGGUCAUUGGGGACCACUUCAACAAGGUUGGCUGUAACCCUAAUGAGGAUGUAGCCAUUUUUGCCGUGGACUCGCUGAGGCAGCUCUCCAUGAAGUUCUUGGAGAAAGGAGAGCUGGCCAAUUUCCGCUUCCAGAAAGACUUCCUCAGGCCGUUUGAGCACAUCAUGAAGAAGAACAGGUCCCCCACUAUAAGAGACAUGGUGAUCCGGUGUGUGGCUCAGAUGGUCAACUCCCAAGCAGCCAACAUCCGUUCAGGCUGGAAGAACAUCUUCUCAGUGUUUCACCAGGCAGCCGCAGACCACGACGAGACCAUAGUGGAGCUGGCCUUCCAGACCACAGGGCACAUUGUCACAAACACUUUCCGGGAGCACUUUGCGGCUGCUAUAGACUCGUUCCAAGAUGCAGUGAAGUGCUUGUCAGAGUUUGUGUGCAACGCAGCUUUUCCUGACACCAGCAUGGAGGCGAUCCGACUCAUACGGCACUGCGCUAAAUACGUCUCAGAAAGGCCUCAGGCUCUGAGGGAAUACACCAGCGAUGACAUGAACGUUGCCCCGGGGGAUCGAGUAUGGGUCCGUGGCUGGUUCCCCAUUCUGUUUGAGCUCUCUUGUAUCAUCAACCGCUGCAAGCUGGAUGUCCGGACCAGAGGUCUCACAGUCAUGUUUGAGAUCAUGAAGAGUUACGGCCACACCUUCGAGAAGCACUGGUGGCACGACCUCUUCAGAAUCGUCUUCCGCAUCUUCGACAACAUGAAGCUCCCUGAGCAGCAGACAGAGAAAACGGAGUGGAUGACGACAACAUGUAACCACGCGCUCUAUGCCAUCUGUGACGUGUUCACUCAGUUCUAUGAGCCACUCAGUGAAAUCCUGCUGGUUGACAUCUUCACGCAGCUACAGUGGUGUGUCAGGCAAGACAACGAGCAGCUGGCUAGGUCGGGAACCAACUGCCUGGAGAACCUGGUGAUUCUGAACGGGGAGAAGUUCAGUCCAGAGGUCUGGAAAAUCACCUGUUCCUGUAUGCUGGAGAUCUUCCAGAACACCAGCCCUCACGUUUUGUUGACUUGGCGACCGGCUGGACAGGAUGAGGAAACUGCUGAUGGCAAGCAUUUUGAUGCUGAUUUCGAUAGUCAGUCCCAGAGCAGCUACGACAGAGCUCUGUCUGAGAGAGGACACAGCCAGAUGUCCAGCGACGACACCUGGAAGGGCAAGUCCAAUGCUCGAGUUUCAGACCAGAAGCUGUUUGCCGGGCUGCUGAUAAAAUGUGUGGUACAGCUCGAACUAAUCCAGACCAUAGACAACAUUGUCUUCUAUCCAGCUACCAGCAAGAAGGAGGAUGCUGAGAACAUGGCUGCUGCGCAGCGAGAUGCUCUGGAGGAGUCUGAGGGCAGCGAGCUGGGUCCGGAUCAGGGGAUGUACAGACACAUGACCUCCGCACACCUCUUCAAGCUGCUUGACUGUCUGCUGGAGUCGCACACCUUCGCCAAGGACUUCAACUCCAACAACGAACAGAGGACGGCGCUCUGGAGGGCAGGCUUUAAAGGGAAAUCCAAACCCAACCUGUUGAAGCAGGAAACCAGCAGUCUGGCCUGCAGCCUCAGGAUCUUGUUCAGGAUGUACUCUGACCCUCAGCUGCAGGACUCGUGGCCUGACAUCCAGACACGCCUGCUGCUGGUGUGCAGUGAAGCUCUGGCCUACUUCAUCAGUCUGACCUCAGAGAGUCACAGAGAGGCGUGGAACAGCCUGCUCAUGCUGCUGCUCACCAGGACGCUACGGCUGCCCGAUGACAAGUUCAAGCCUCAUGCUUCCUGCUACUACCCCCAAAUGUGUGAAAUGAUGCAGUUUGACCUGAUCCCGGAGCUGCGGGCCGUCCUCAGGCGUUUCUUCCUGCGCAUCGGCUCUGUCUUCCACAUCGCUUCUCCCGAGGCGGCGUCUGCCCGGUCUCCCGCAUCCUAGAUUGUUUGGAUGCAGGACCACUCGGUAGGGGGCGGAUGGGGGUGCAGAACAGAGAUGAUGGAGGUGGAUGUAGCACAUACGAGCCUCUUGGACAGGAGACAGAUUACAGAGGGGCUACAAUGUCAGCAGGAGGAUGACAAAGACUUUUCUGUCUCGCUGCAGGACUCUGCAUUUAAGUGUUCGGCUUUUCUACCACACUCGGCUCGUAGAAAAGUCUUUACCCUGUACUUCCUCCCUUGUUUCUCUCGGGAUGAACAGCACUGUGACCAGCUCUCUCUGCUGACUGUUGUCAUUCAUCAUCCCCCCUGACUAAUCUCCAGAAAAGAACUGCAAACAGAUAAUUUAUUGAUAUUGUCGCAAACCCUGUACCCGAUUCUAUUUCUAUUCAAUACUUAACAAAAGAAAGUAUAUCUACAUGCUGAAAACGAGUGGAUUACACCAUUGAAUUUGAUGAAUCUUGAUUUGCGGAAAAUCUCUUUUGGCCACCUGUGCCUGUUCGCAAUGAUGACACCAUGAGUGUCGCUCAUCCUUGUGAGAUUGGUGAUCUAAUCAAAAGAUGUUGUAAUAUCUGAUCCCUCAUGUACCAACACCCGUCCCAAAGCAUUGUUUGUCACUUUAAUGUUUAUGUUCCUUCUUAUGUGUGUGUUAUCUUGUGUUAUUGUUGGAGAGACUGAGACUCUCAGCUGCAUCUCUUACAACACUGUCGGAGAUGGAAUGCAGCUUCGUUUGGAGCAUCUUUGCUCUCUGUGACAACAACGUCUUUAUUAUUCUUGCUUGUCAUUGAGAUUUUACUUAUUUAUUUUUCCUCAUUUUCCUUAAUUUGUUUAAUGAUGAUUGUUUCCAGGAUAAUUACAAUGAAAGGAUGGUUGAAAGACUUGGUUACUUCCUUACUUAUUUGUCAUGCAUUCCUUAAUGUGUUGACCCACUAAGACUUUACAUUGAAGGACUUCACAUGGAGUCAACUCCUCCUGGCUUUAGAAUUACAUCUGGCUCAUAACCCCUCCCACUAAUUGGUUGGCCCAAUGAGGUGACACAGUUGUUGUCCGUUUCACUAGUGGACCGCUCACUAGGGUUCAAAAGGAGACUUCAGCCGCAGAAGGAUUUAGGAACAGAGCAAAACCAAAUCUCGCACCUACAGAGAUACUGGAAUCUCUGCGUCCUGGAUACUUGGUAGUUUAUUCCAUGCCUUUUUUUUAUUAAAAAGAAGGAUGUUUGUAAUUAUUUUAAGUGCAUUUAAAUAUUUUUUGAAAAGCAUUCCUUCCUGCGCAACUAUGGAUGUCUACUUUUCUUCCCUUAAGCUAGGGAAGAAAUAUAUAUAUAUAUAUAUAUAUAUAUAUAUACAGUAAAUGGGAAAAAAGGCAGACUGUAAAGUUUUCAAUGUAAGAUACAUAGAAAUGAAAGUGCUAUACGGUUCUAUACAUAUUGUGAUGUAAUCUUUCAAGCAUUUGGUGAGGUAAUCAAUAAACCUGACUUCUGAUCCAA
Messenger RNA from Scophthalmus maximus (turbot), 7428 nucleotides. RefSeq names its product ADP-ribosylation factor guanine nucleotide-exchange factor 2 (brefeldin A-inhibited) (gene arfgef2). Bases 352 to 5946 code for a protein of 1864 amino acids. Gene Ontology annotation, biological process: regulation of ARF protein signal transduction. The transcript is spliced from 39 exons. Gene Ontology annotation, molecular function: guanyl-nucleotide exchange factor activity. The record is from RefSeq and is a predicted model, not a curated record. NCBI's taxonomy places the organism in Eukaryota, Metazoa, Chordata, Actinopteri, Pleuronectiformes, Scophthalmidae.